AUGGGUUUCGCGGAGAGGAUGGAGGAAAUCAAGGGUAAAGCAAAGGAGAUGCGAGAUCGCGCGAGGAUAAUCAUGAGCUCGCCAAACGGGAGGAGUGGGAUGUCAAACGAUGGGGAGACUGCGUCGCCGGCGAGCGUCUCUCCAGCGUCCUUCGCUCAGUCUCUGUCACCGCGCCGUGUCGAUGCGGUGGACGUUCGAACGACGAGAGACGAAGCCGCGGGUGUUGAAUUAGUGAUGGAAGAGGGUUCGCUCGUCGCUGGAGUCGAGCGCGGGUACUUUGACGAACCGUCGACGAGCGAGCCGACAUUCGAUCCCGUGUUGGUCUCAUUGCGACGCCUAGGCGCAGAUUUCACGGUGGAGGACCUGAGUAAGGAGGAAGAGAGAUUAUCCGAGCUUGCUGAUAGAGUAUCUUCGGCGCUGAAUAGAGAGAUCAUGGCGCACGGCGAAGAUUUUGAGAAGGGCAUGGAGAACAUCACAAAGAUUUACGAUACGCUUGAAGCCGCGGGAGUGUUGUUGAAGAAUUCUCGACGCUCGCUCCAGCGCGUGGGAUCGGACGUGAAGAGUGCGCUACGAGUACAAGGCUCGCACACGACGAAGGGUUCGAUUAUCGAGACGCUUCGGAUUCUGGAGGACAUAAAGUUCUGUCAGACGUGCGAGAUAAAAAUUCGCUCUCGAUUAGACGCAUCAGAUUAUGCAGAGGCCAUGACGUUGUACUCCAAGGCUUGGAGUAUUUUAGAGGGUAUGCAUGGGUUGAAAUGCACGUACACGCUCCGAGAAGACUUCGUCGCUCUACGAUGGGAGCUCGCGACGUGUGUUGAUAACGUAUUGAUUGAUUUGUGCGGCACGUUUGACGCGGAAAAGUUUGCAAAGCUUUACGAACAGUAUCCGAAACUCGGUCACGAGGUGAAGCACUUGGCCGAUAAGAUUCAGGACGCGUUCCUCAAGGCGGUGGAAGUCCAAACAGAGGGAAUGUUGCGCCUGCAUGCCAUGCUGGCGCAAGAUGAAGAGAUCGAAGCGAAGAGAAAGAGCAGGAUGGGUUACAAGCAGCUCUGUUCGCAGCUCUCAUCGAUGCAAUUCGUGCCAUGUCUGCGAAAGACGCUCGAGUCCUUGCAUGAAAUAUUUUUAUCGUCAUACAGGAUGACGGCCUGGUGUCAGGCGGCGAUGCAAGAUACCAUCGAUUUGUCGAAUGCUGAGGCGAUCAACACAUGUAGCGCUCUUAUCGCGGCGCUGCAAAUAAAUCGCAAGCCCAUCGUGGAAAUGGCAAGCGUUCGACUCGCAGCGUUGCUGCAGUCCUCUGGCCCACCGAGUAACGCGGCGUUCCGAGAGGUUUUCGAUUUGUGUCGCGUAUUCAUCACGUGCGCCGAGGCUUUCUGCGGCGAGGAAUCGCAGACGCUGCGUGCGCAACUGGAACGAAUCGGUGAUAGAUACUUUGAAUCUCUUCACAGCGCCAGACUCGACGCGUCCAAGACGAUCUUUGAGAGUGAGCGAUGGAUUCCCGUAUCGAUGGAUGCCGUGAAACGGGUCCGAGACGAUCUGAGGAGCGCCAUGCAGCGGAAGAAAGCGACGAUUAACGGCCUUGGCAAGACUUUAGGCGACACAGCCAUCACAACGUUCAACUCGGACCAGAUCCUGGAUUCGGAAUCGUUCGUGAGGUUCAUUCAUCAGCCGAAUCCUUUCAUUGCAACGGGACAGUCCAAUGAAUCCGUGGCAACAAACGCGGAAGCGUCUCGCGCAGACAACGGCGUCGACGCUGUCGAUAUGUCUACGAGCGUAUCGACGGAGGAUUUCGCCUCGAACGGAGAGCAUGAGCACGCAUGCGAUGGAGACGACGUCGGUUUGGACCGAGCGGGGGUCAAAAUCACCGCGUCAUCGCUGUACAUUCUUCAGGGCAUCGUCGAGUACACCGUGCUCAUGCAAGUGAUGCGUCCGAGCGUGCCGGUCAUUUUCAAUGGCAUCUGUCAGCUCUUCGAGCUAGCCCUCGUGAAGACUUUCAAUGCGUUCGGUCGUACCGAAGGUUUACUUCCUGACUCUUACGAUAUGACGCCACGACUUCGUGGGACACUGUCCAGACUCGGGAACUCGGGUGGCGUUAUGGCGAUUCGUGUGACGGCGCCGAGUCAAGGCGACGAGGACAUCUUGUCGAGCGGAAAUUUAUACGGAUUAAAAGAGCGAGGCAUCGCGAUAGAGUCGCUCGCACGCGUUGCUGACGAGUUCAAGCGCAUCAAGUCUCGCGUGAAGCGGUCGCUUCCGUUGAAGGAUGCCGCCUCGGCGGAUCGCUUUUACUCGCACACCGUCGCGGCUGUGGAAGAUUUGCGCGAGCAUGUGUACAAGAACGUCGCCUCAUUACUUUUGAACAUAGGUUUUUGUGCGGAGGCUAUCGGGGACGGCGAUCCGAACUUUGCCUUGGUGAACUCGACGUUCGCCGGCAAGUACAACUUGCGCGAGGCGCCGAAACGCCAGAGCAAAUGGGUAGACGACGUAUCGGCCGAGCUCUUGCAGUUUACCACGAAACUCGCCGUCGCGGACGUCGCCCCCGAGGCCUUAGCCGUGCUCUGGGGCCAAGCCGCGAGCUUGCUCGAGCACGUCCUCGUCGACGGCUUCAGCAGGGUGAAGAAGUGCACGGACGCCGGGCGCGCGCUCAUGUCGCUCGACAUCCAAACCUUGCGCGCCGAGUUCACCAAGCUCGCCCCUUCCGGAACCUCCACCGAGUGGCUCUUUGUCACCGCCUACAUUGACGCAUUCUUCAUCCCCGAGCACGACUUCCCGAAGUGGCUCGUGAUCCACCCCGAGUACACCAAGUCGCAGAAGCUCUCUCUCGUGCACCAAGCGAGCGCCGGGCGUCGAUGGUCCGCCAAGCUCAGAGCCGACUCCAUCGCCGCCAUCGAGGCCGAUCCGUGA
Ostreococcus tauri is the source of this 2898-nucleotide messenger RNA. RefSeq names its product Vacuolar protein sorting-associated protein 54. Gene Ontology annotation, molecular function: SNARE binding. NCBI's taxonomy places the organism in Eukaryota, Viridiplantae, Chlorophyta, Mamiellophyceae, Mamiellales, Bathycoccaceae. The record is from RefSeq and is a predicted model, not a curated record. The coding region runs from base 1 to 2898 and encodes 965 amino acids. Gene Ontology annotation, biological process: endocytic recycling; retrograde transport, endosome to Golgi. Gene Ontology annotation, cellular component: EARP complex. The transcript has a single exon.